CCAUAUCCGCGGUAAGGUAGUUUCUAAAAAGACUUUUUCAUCCCCUCGCCGCCCGCCGCCCGCCGCGAUUCACCCCCGCCAGGUCGCCACGCCCGCAGCCCGCCGACGCAAAGCCGCGCGCGAGGCCUCUCCCCUGCGUACGCGGCGAUGAAGAUCGUCCACCGCGACCUCGUUCGCAACGGGCCUGGCUCCGUCAAGUUGGUGCCGGAGGAGGAGGACGACUUGUGGCACGCGUACAACCUCAUUGCCAUUGGUGACAGCCUCCAGGCCGUCACCGUACGGAAAGUGCUGAGAGAGGUGGCAUCUGGAGGACGUGAUGCCGAGCGUGUGAAGCUUAAGUUAGAAAUUGUAGUCGAGUCUGUAGACUAUGACAAGGAGGGAUCUGUUUUACGUGUGCGUGGAAAAAAUAUCACUGAGAAUGACCAUGUGAAGAUUGGCCAGUUCCACACGUUAGAGCUUGAGCUGAAGAGACCUUUUGUUCUACGAAAGGAAAUUUGGGAUUGGUUAGCACUUGAGACCAUUCAGCAAGCAUGUGAUCCUGCUGCAAGUGCUGAUCUAGCAGUUAUUCUCAUGCAAGAAGGACUUGCCCACCUAUUCCUCAUUGGCAAAAGCAUAACAGCAACCCGGGCACGUAUUGAAACAUCAAUUCCUAGGAAGCAUGGCCCUGCAAUUGCUGGCUACGAGACGGCCCUCAAGAAGUUCUUUGAGUAUGUUUUGCAAGCAUUUCUGAAACACAUUGAUUUUGAAGUUGUCCAGUGUACUGUAAUUGCAAGCCCAGGUUUUACGAAGGACCAGUUCCGCGAUUAUUUGUUUCUUGAAGCUGCACGGCGAGAUUUAAGAGUAAUAAUUGAGAACAAGCAACGCCUUGUUCUGGCGCAUGCAACAUCAGGUUACAAGCAUAGUUUAAAGGAAGUUUUGGACACACCAGGUGUGAUGGCACUGAUAAAAGAUACAAAAGCAGCACAGGAGGUCCGAGCUCUGCAGGAUUUCUUCAAUAUGCUUACUAAUGAGUCAGCUCGUGCUUGUUAUGGACCGAAGCAUGUUGAGUUUGCACUGCAACAGUUUGCUAUCCAGACUCUUUUAAUAACUGAUACUUUGUUUCGGAACGCUGACAUUGCUACGAGGCAAAGGUACGUGAAGUUGGUUGAAGAUGUCAAGAAAAAUAGUGGCACAGUACACAUAUUUUCCUCGAUGCAUGUCUCGGGCGAACAGUUGGCGCAACUGACAGGAAUAGCGGCUAUACUUCGUUUUCCUCUUCCUGAACUAGAGGACAUGGAGCUGUGAUGAAACCAACCUUUUUGCUUCUCGAUAACAUUCUUUUUGGUUGUGAUCUGUUAGCAUACUACCUGUAUCAUGUGUAACGUUAUGGAGCUAUUUGAUAUUGUAUAGGCAACCCUGGAAAGGAAUUCUGGUAUUUUUUAAGGUAUAUCCUAUUCGUUGUAAAUGGUUCAUCGUGCGUUGUUUGCCAGUUCUUUUUCUCGUUAAGGGCUAGUUUAGAAACCCUAAUUUCUCAAGGGUUUUUCAUUUUCCCAAGAGAAUUUAGUUCAUUUUCUCAUGGGAAAUUGGAAAUCUCAUGGAAAAAUAGGGUUGCCAAACUAGACCUAAGUCUUGUUGUUAUUUUUCACAUCCUAAACUAUCUGCAUGUAAAGUUACCACUGAGCGUUGGAGCUCCAGACAUCAGAACUAAUUUUCG
Molecule: messenger RNA, 1693 nt
Organism: Zea mays
Lineage: Eukaryota; Viridiplantae; Streptophyta; Magnoliopsida; Poales; Poaceae
Product: protein PELOTA 1
Exons: 16
Coding region: 148-1284 (378 amino acids)
Biological process (GO): nuclear-transcribed mRNA catabolic process, non-stop decay; nuclear-transcribed mRNA catabolic process, no-go decay; nonfunctional rRNA decay
Cellular component (GO): cytoplasm
Source: RefSeq, marked validated